AUGGCAGACCAAGAUUCUUCGAGAUCUGCUCAGAUGACUGCCGUAAACAAUCCAACGUCUUCGCUAGCAUCAUCACGCGCAACUGCAGCAACGCCCUCAACUUCGAGCUCUUCAAACGAAGAUGAUACACCUGCUUCGACAAGUCAACGUCGCCCUACCAAUGCUCGGAAGAUGCCACCCACGUUCAGGAACUCCCAGAUGCUUGUCAAGCUCUAUCCUGGUUGCGAUCCUAAGGCUGAGCCCUUUGUUGUGCACAAGGAUUGGGCUUGUCAUUCUUCCUCUGUCCUAGAAGCAGCUUUUAACAGCAACUUCCUCGAAGGUCAGACGCAGGAAUACCGCUUGGAUAUUGAAAGCAUUGACGAAGAUGUUGUUGCGCUGUUCGUCCAUUGGAUCUAUACACAAAAACUAGAUCUAUCUCCAGUUCAAGCUUCCGGUGCUGAAACUUUGCCGACGAGCUCCAACAAGGACAUUGUCUUGGUCAAGCUUUGGGUUCUGGCCGAUAAGCUGGUGAUUCCGUCCCUACAAAACAAAGUCAUUGAUGAGAUUGAGGAAACUCGCCGAAGCACAAGAAAAGUAGCAGUAUAUUCCUUGAGCUACGUGUGCAGGAACACUUCAAGAGAUAGCCCUCUCCGUCGUCUCUUUCUAGCUCAAUGCGCAGGACAUCUAAAGACUAGCAGUUUCGCUUCGGAUCCCCUUAACUAUCCCCAAGACUUCCUCAUUCAACUUGUAAUGCUCCUGAAAGAUGGUAUGACUCCGGAGGUAAAGGAACGGCUCCGUCCACGCCACGACAUGAGCGUCUUCAAAGUAGCGGAAAAUUAA
Molecule: messenger RNA, 819 nt
Organism: Mollisia scopiformis
Lineage: Eukaryota; Fungi; Ascomycota; Leotiomycetes; Helotiales; Mollisiaceae
Exons: 2
Coding region: 1-819 (272 amino acids)
Molecular function (GO): protein binding
Source: RefSeq, a predicted model, not a curated record